Molecule: messenger RNA, 10328 nt
Organism: Vicugna pacos (alpaca)
Lineage: Eukaryota; Metazoa; Chordata; Mammalia; Artiodactyla; Camelidae
Source: RefSeq, a predicted model, not a curated record
AUGGACACAGGAUGUGUGCCGGGGACUCCCGAAAAGGAAAACUCGGCUGUGACGUCGUCGCCACCGCCGCCGCCGCCGGGCCCGCGCCGCUGCGUGCGCGCGCGCUCCCCGAGCGUGGAGCCCCGUGCGCGCCGGGGCCGCGGGUGCGCCCGGCUGGGGCGCUGCUCCGUGUGGGCCAGAUACCCAGCCAGGCCUGGAGACAUUGCUGGGGAGGGAGGAGUGAAUAGGAGAGGCGACGGGGAACGCAGCUCCCCGUGUGGGCUGGCCCAAAUUCCUGCCCCCCACCAUUCACCUCCAACAGUCACAGGCAUACGCAAUGGGCCGUUACCUCUGGAGGAACACUGUGGGUCACAUCAGACACGUGCUGAGGAGGAGAGCAUCCCUUGGGAGCCAGCGCAGAAACUGGUGGCAGUGGUGGUGGUGGUGGUGUGUGACCUUGGGGAGGUAUUGGAGGUUAAGGAACUGCUGUGGUUUGUUGGAAUGUGUCGAGUCCUUACCAGAUUUUGUUUACUAUUGUUUAGCCAUAGGGAAUGUGUUACUACUUCAUUUAAAUCUGGUUUUGAUUUUCAGGUUGUUCCAUUGACCCGUCAUGUAUGGCAACAGCCGUUAUAUCAAGACAAUAGCGGAACACAGAUUUCUGAUACUAACAUGGGCUCUUUGAAAAAAACAGCUCAGUGGGGUUCUGGGGAUGAUCAGAGAACAGAAUCUUGGCAUCUUCUUCCUCAAGAAACGGAUUCUUCCCACACCUUGGAUACAACCCAGACCAGGUUUAGUGUGAGAGAGGAAGGGACUGAAGUGACAGACUUUCCCUCUCUUGAGGAAGGUACACUGACCCAAUCAGAAAAUCAAGUGAAGGAGCACGACAGAGAUCUGCUAUGUUCGCCAUUGCUAGUCAUACAAGACAGUUUUGCUUCUCCUGAUUUGCCUUUGUUGACAUGUUUGACAAAAGAUCCAGAGUUUGGGCCUGAUUCCUUAUUUCACCAAAGUGAACUAGACUUUGCACCUCUGAGGGAAAUUCCUGGUAAGCCUGAAGACACUGAAUGGUUUUCUCGACCAUCGGAAGUUAGUGAAGCUUUAUUCCAGGCAGCCUCAGAUGUAGCUUCAGACUUAGAGGGCCUGCAGGGGAAGGCUGAAUCUGACAUCUAUACUCUGGAUGAUGAUACUGAAUGCUGUAGCCUAGAUGAAAAUGCUGUUGAAUGCAGCGAAAGAGUUGCUGGACUACAAAGAGAGAUAUGUGACCAAGGUGACUUGCGCGGUGAGUGCAUUGAGCUAGCAGGUUUAGAGACUUUGCUUGAUGAUCUAGAGAUUUGUGACAGCUCCCUGCACUGGCAGUCUACGGUACAGCUACCAUCCAAGGAAGAGAGUGAAUCUGAGGAGCCUGUAGAUCAUUCUAAUGUGGACAUUAAUCAAUCUUUUUCAUCUGUAUCACCUCCAUUUGUUCCUCAUAAGCCAACUAGAGAGUUGGAGUAUCACUCUUCAGAUCUCAGAAUGUUGAGGGUGUCUCCUGACACUGUGCCAAGGACUCUCAAACAUUUAACAGGAGAUACUUCCAAAGGAGGCAUAGCUGAAAUUCCUCAACCCAACUUGAAACCAGGUAUCACUACCACUCCUGAAGAUUCAGACAUUGGAUCUCAUUUAUCCUUGUCCCCUGAAGACUUUCCUCGGUUGGCUGUAAGGUCUCCUCAAGUGAAGACUAUUGGUCAGUAUACUGAUAUUCUCAACCAACAGGCAUUGGCAGAUGGUCAUCUAAUUGAAGAGACUCUAAAAGUUUCAGCAGUUCCUGAACUAGCUGACCAGAAGACUGGUAUAGCAUCAUUGCCCUUUAGUUCCUCCUCACAAAGAGGGAAGCCAAGUAUUUUCUACCCACAGGCCUUGACAGACAAUCAUCUAACUGCAGAGGCUCUAAAAGUUUCAACUGUUCCUGGACUUGGUGAUCAGAAGACUGGCAUACCUACAGUCCCUCCAAGUUCCUACUCACUUGGAGAGAAGCCUGGUAUUUUCUACCAACCUGCCUUGCCAGGCAGUCAUCCAUCUGAAGAGGCUCUGAAAGUUUCAGCUUCUCCUAGACCAGCUGACCAGAAGACUGGGAUACCUGCUACAUCCCCUACUUCUUACUUACAUGGAGAGAAGCCCAGUAUUUUCUAUCAGAAGACAUUGCCAGAAAGUCAUCUGACCAAACAGGCACUGAAAGUUUCAGCAGCUCCUGGGUCCCCUGAGCAGAAGACUGGGAUUCCUACAGUAACUUCUACUUCUUACCCAUACAGAGAGAAGCCCAGUAUUUUGUACCAACAAGAGUUGCCAGACAGUCAUCCAAUUCAACAGGUGAAACAAGAUUCAGCAGCUUCUGGGCCCCUUGAGCAGAAGACUGGGACAUCAACAGUCCCCUCUACUUCUUAUUCAUAUAGAGAGAAGCCCAGUAUUUUGUACCAGCAAGAGUUGCCAGACAGUCAUCUCAUUGAACAGGCUCAGAAAGUUUCAGCUGCGCCUGGGCCCCCUGAGCAGAAGACUGGGAUUCCUACAGUAACUUCUACUUCUUACGCAUAUAGAGGGAAGCCCAGUAUUUUGUACCAACAAGAGUUGCCAGACAGUCAUCUCAUUGAACAGGUUCAGAAAGUUUCAGCUGCCCCUGUAUUCGCUGAGCAGAAGACUGGGAUAUCAACAGUCCCCUCUACUUCUUAUUCACAUAGAGAGAAGCCCAGUAUUUUGUACCAACAAGAGUUGCCAGAUAGUCAUCUAACUAAAGAGGCUCAGAGGGUUCCAGGUACUCCUGGACUAGGUCACCAGAAGACUGGGGUACCAAUAGCCCCCCCUGCUUUCUUCUCACAUAGAGGGAAGACCAGUUUUUCCUAUCAGCAGGAGUUGCCAGACAGUCACCUAAAGGAUCAGACUCAGAAGAUUUCAGCUAUUCUUGGACCAGUUGACCCGGACACUGGACUGCAGACAGUACCCUCUAGUUCCUACGCACAUCGGGAGAAGCCCAUUAUUUUUUACCAGCAGAAGUUGCCAGACAGUCAUCUAACUGAAGAGGCUCUGAAAGAUUCAGCUGUUGCUGGACCAGCUGACCAGAAGACUGGAACAUCAGAAUCUUCUAGGUCCUACUCACAUAGAGAAAAAUCCAGUAUUUUCUACCAACAAGAGUUGCCAGACAGUCAUCCUACUGAAGAGGCUCUGAAAGUUUCAGGUAUUUCUGAAACAGGUGACCAGAAGACUGGGAUACCUACAGUAACCUCUACUUCCUACUCACAUAAAGAGAAGCCCAUUAUUUUCUACCAUCAGGCCUUGCCAGACAGUCAGCUAACUGUAGAGGCUCUGAAAGUUUCAGGUGUUCCUGGACCAGCUGACCAGAAGACUGGGAUGUCUACAAUACCAUCUAGUUCCUCUUCAUAUAGAGAGAAGCCCAUCAUUUCUUAUCAGCAAGAGUUCCCAGAUCUUACUCAAGUGGCUUUAAAAGUUUUAGAGGUUCCUGGACCAGCUGACCAGAAGAUUGGGAUUCCAGCAGUAACCUCCACUUACUCACGUGGAGAAAAGCCCAUCAUUUCUUAUGAGCAAGAGUUGCCAGAUUCUAAUAAAGAUGCUUUAGAACUUCUAGGGGUUCCUGGACAAGCAGACCAGAACACUGGUAUGCAAACUGUGCCCCCUACUUCCUAUUCACAUAGAGAGAGCCCCGUGUUUUCUUACCAGAAGGAGUUGCCAGAUAUUACUGAAGAAACUUUGAAAGUUUCAGCUGUUCCUGGACCAUCUGACCAGAAGACUGGGAUACGAACAAGCCCCUCUAGUUCUUACUCAUAUAGAGAGAAGCCUGAUGGUUUUUACCAGCAGGAGCUGCCAAAUCUUACUGAAGAAGCUUUGAAAGUUUUUGCUCUCCCUGGACCAGCUGACCAGAACACUGAGAUACCAACAGGACCUUCUAGUUCUUUCUCACAUAAAGAGAAACUCAAGAUUUCAACUGUGAUUUUACCAGAUGACCAGAAGACUGAGUUACCGUUAGCUCCAACGAGUUCCUACUCACAUAGAGAGAAGCCCAAGACUUCAGCUGUGAUUGGGCUGGACAGCAAGAAGACUCCAUUACUGACAGUUUUUUGUAAUUCUUAUUCUCAGAGAGUAAAGCCCAGUAUUUUCUUCCGACAGCAGUUGCCAGACAGACAUCAGAGUGAAGAUAUCCUGAAGAUUUCACCUGUCCCUGAACCAACUGAUGUGAAUCCUGGAAUAGCAAUACCUCUUUCUAGUUCCUAUUCACACAGAGAGAAAUCUGAUAUUUUCUACCCACAGGAAUUGCCAGACCAACAUCAAACUGAAGAUACGUUAAAGGUUUCAACAGUUCCUGGACCAGCUGACCAAAAAAUUGUGUUACCAUCAGUUCCUCCUAGUUCCUUUUCACACAGGGAGAAACCAGUUAUAUUCUACCAACAGGAUUUACCAGAAAGACAUCUAACUGAAGAUGAUCCAAAGUCCUCUAGUAGUCUUGGGCAAGCUGAUCAGAUUACUGGGUUAUUAACAGUUCCCCCUGAUAGUUAUUCAUAUAGUGAGAAGCACAAACUUGUUUCAGACCAUGUCCAAAGGCUAAUAGAUAAUUUGGAAUCUUCUAACUCCAGUGUUAUCUCAAGCAAUAUGCCUUUAAAUUCUCAGGCUGAUAGUAGAAUUGUAAUAAAUAAGCCAGAAUCUUCAGGUUUUGAAGAUGCUGGCACCGAAGAAAUCCGGGGUAUGGACAAUGGUUCCAAAACUCUUAAAGAGAUUCGGACACUUCUAAUGGAAGCAGAAAAUAUAGCACUGAGACGAUAUAAUUUUCCUGUUCCCCUUGUCCCUUUCAGAGAUGUUAGUGAUAUUUCUUUUAUACAAUCUAAGAAGGUGGUUUGCUUCAAAGAACCCCCCACAACUGAUGAAUCUAAUGGUGAUUUGUCUCACAGACAGCCAUUUACAGAAGAAAGCCCAAAUAACAAGUGCAUGCAGAAGGAUAUUAGCACACAGACGAAUCUGAAAUGCCAGAGAGGUAUUGAAAAUUGGGAGUUUAUUAGUUCAACUGCGGUCCGAAGUCCUGUACAGGAAGCAGAAGGCAAAGCCAGAGUGACGUUAGAUGAAACUCUUAGGCAAUAUAAAGCAGCCAAAUCUGUAAUGAGGUCUGAACCUGAAGGGUAUAGUGGAACCAUUGGGAAUAAAAUUGUUAUCCCUAUGAUGACUAUCAUUAAAAGUGAUUCAAGUAGUGAUGCCAGUUCCUGCUCAUGGGACAGUAAUUCCCUAGAGUCAGUUUCUGAUGUUCUAAACUUCCUUCCACGUGCUUCACCCAAGACGAGCGUGACAGACAGCAGAGAGGAAGAGGGUGUGUUAGAGAGCGAUGAUGGUGGUGGUAGCAGUGUAGAUUCACUGGCUGCACAUGUGAAAAACCUUCUGAAAUGUGAAUCCUCACUGAACCAUGCUAAACAAAUACUCAGAAACGCAGAGGAAGAGGAAUCUCGGGUACGAGCGCGAGCCUGGAAUCUGAAGUUUAAUAUGGCUCAUGACUGUGGCUACUCCAUUUCAGAAUUAAACGAAGAUGACAGGAGAAAAGUAGAAGAGAUCAAAGCAAAGUUGUUUGGUCAUGGGAGAACAACUGACUUGUCCAAGGGUUUACAGAGUCCACGGGGAAUAGGAUGCAAGUCAGAAGCUGUAUGUAGUCACAUUAUUAUUGAGAGCCAUGAAAAAGGAUGUUUCCGGACUCUAACUGCUGAACAACCACAAUUGGACAGCCACCCUUAUGUUUUCAGACCUGCUGAAUCCUCAGAAAUGAUCAGAAGAAGACAGUGGAGCCCAUCAUCGUGGAGGACCAGGCACAUUAACCUCUCCAAGUCAAGUGUAGACCAGAGCAACUCCCACUUCAGAGUUUGGAAUUCCUCGCAGUUACAAAGUCAUUCCCCAUUUCAACACUUUACAGCUAAUGACUUGAAAAUUAGCGAGGGUCUUCGAAUGCCAUUCCGUGAAAAUUUGGAUCCUUGGCUAUCAGAAUUAGUAGAACCUACUUGUAUGCCACCUGAAGAAAUGGAUUAUCAUUCUUCACCACAGGCGCUGCCCCCAGAACCCAUGAAAAAGUUUACUACCUCCAUCACUUUCUCAUCUCACCGACAUUCUAAUUGUUUUUCAGAUUCCUCUUUUCUUAAGGUUGGUGUUACUGAAGGUAGCCAGUGUACUGGAGGAUCUGUGGGGGUAUUUAAUUCCCAUUUCACUGAAGAGCAAAAUCCUCCUAGAGAUCUAAAACAGAAAACCUCUUCCCCUUCAUCAUGUAAAAUCAUUAGUCAGUCACCAGGUAAAGCUGUGACUAUUUUAACAGAAAGUAGUAGGCAAAGCCAAAAAUUAUCUGUUGAACAUUCUCACCAAGAAGUAAAACUCUUAGAAAGAUCAGAUUUUAAAGACAGUCAUUCUAAGCCCAGUAGCAGUGCAAAUGGUAGCAAUUUCAAGGAAGUUCAUUCUUCUGAUAACCCUACCCUUGUUAGCAUGAGCAGACCAAGUUCCACACUAGGAACAAAAGAGAAGAAUGUAACUAUUACUCCAGAUCUUCCUUCGCACACUUUUCUUGAACAGCAAGAGUUCUUUGAACAAAGCAGAGCCCCACAUGCAGAUCACCAUGUGAGAAAACAAUCUCCCCCUCCUCAACAUCAGGAUUACAUAGCUCCAAAGCUUCCUUGUCGUAUUUUUCUUGAAAAGCGAGAACUCUCUGAACAGAGGAAAGCCCCACAUGUAGAUCAUCAGGUGAGAGAAAACCACUCUCCCCUUCCUCAAAGGCAGGAUUAUAUAGCUCCAGAUCUUCCUUCUUCCAUUUUUCUUGAGCAGCGCCAGCUAUUUGAACAAAGCAAAGCCCCAGAUGUAGAUCCCAUGAAAAAACACCAUGCCCCUCUUGCUCAAGGUCAGGAUUAUGUAGUAGAAAAGAAUAAUCAGCAGAAACCUAAAUUACAUGUUUCUGAUAUGAUAAAUGUUGAAGCCAAAUCCAAUAAUGUGGUCUCCCCGUCAGUCCCAGAUCAGUGUACAGUAAUAACAUCCACAUUUAUUCCACCUUCAAAUAGAAAAGCACUUUCUUACGUUCGUAUAACUCUUUGUCCCAAGACUCCUUCCAAGCUGGAUAGUGGAAUCUUAGAUAAAAGAUUUCAUUCAUUGGAUCCUGCCUCUAAAACAAGAAUGAAUAGUGAGUUUAACUCUGACCUACAAACUGUAUCUUCAAGAUCAUUGGAACCAACCUCCAAAUUAUUGACCAGUAAACCUAUAGCACAGGAUCAAGAAUCUUUAGGUUUUCUAGGACCUAAAUCUUCACCGGACUUCCAAGUCGUACAGUCUCCUCUUCCAGAUAGUAAUAUUAUUACUCAGGACUUGAAAACCAUACCUUUUCAGAACAGCCAGAUAGUAACCUCAAGGCAAACACAAGUGAACAUUUCAGAUUUGGAAGGAUAUUCCAGUCCAGAAGGGACUCCAGUAUCUGCAGAUCGAUCAUCACGGGAGAUUAAGGCCCCAGUUUCUUCCUUCUCUGGAAAAAUGUCUUCUGAUGCAGUUACUCAGAUAACAACAGAAAGUCCAGGAAAAGCCAUAUUUUCAUCUGAGAUUUUUGUUAAUGCUAAAGACCGUGGACAUCAAAUUCCAGAGACCAGUACGCAGAAGCUGGGCAAUGUUCCUGUCAGGUUUGCUUCAUCAUCUUCAGUACAACAGAUUACUGUUUCUCAUGGCACUAAUGACCAACCUUCACUGUUGCCAUAUAAGCCUUCUGGUACUAUGAAGAUGUACUAUGUUCCACAAUUGAAAGAAAUUCCUUCUUUGUCUCUGGAUUCCAAAUCAGACACCACCAUUGAGAGCUCACACUCAGGAUCUAAUGAUGCCAUUGCUCCAGACUUCCCGGCUCAGGUGCUAGGCACAAGGAAUGAUGACCUGGCAGACACUGUUAACAUUAAACAUAAAGAGGGGAUCUACAGUAAGAGAGUGGUUUCUAAAGCACCCUCGUCAGUGGGGAAAAAACCCUUUCAGAAAGAUCAUGCAGAUGCUCAAGUUCAAGUUCUCAUCACGUCAGAUGAGAACCUCUCAGAGAAAAACCAGGAAAAGGAGAUCUACAGUAAGAGGGUAGUGACCGAGGCUGUCCGACCUGAAGAAGAAUCAUCCUUGCAGAAAAACACUACAGUUUCCAGUGAUGCUACUGUCUCAGAGCUCUCAGCUCAAUUACAAGACAUGAAGACUGGUAACAUACCAGACACCAAAGCCAUUGAACAGAAAGAGGAGAUCCAAAGUAAGAGGACAGUUCCUAAGGAAGCCUGGCCAAAAGAGUCCAGACGUCAUUCAGAGUAUGAAAAUACUACCCAUUCUGUCUUCAAGUCAGCUAAGUUUUACUUUCAUCAUCCAGUGCACCUACCAAGUGAUCAAGAUUUUUGCCAUGAAUCCUUAGGAAGGAGUGUUUUCAUGAGACAUUCUUGGAAAGAUUUAUUUCAGCAUCAUUCAGACAAACAAAGGGAACACACUUAUCUUCCUCCCCCUUAUCAAAAUGUGGAAAAGACAAAGACAGAUUAUACCAGAGUAGAGAGCCUCAGUAUCAAUGUAAACUUGGAAAACAAAGAAGUGAAGCAUACUACUAAAAGUCAGGCUAGAGAUUAUCCAAAAAGUGACAAGCAAGUUGGUGAUCCAAAAGAGGAUGAUAAGGCCAGCCCACAGCUAACCACUCAGCGCCCUGUGAGUUUGAAUGAACUCUGGAACAAGUUUCAGGAGCGACAGAGGCAACAGAAACCUCCUGCCAGUGGCAAGAAAGAACUCUCGUUGGUGGAACGACUUGAUCGUUUGGCUAAGCUUCUUCAGCAUCCCAUCACAUACUCUCUCCAGCCCUCAGAAAGUACACAGGAUGAGAGCAGAGAGGAACAAGAUGUUAAGGGAUGGACUGGUAGACAGCAACAGCAGAAACACAAGCUUCAGAAAAAGAAACGGUAUAAAAGCCUGGAGAAAUGCCAUAAAAACACAGGUGAUCUUAAAAGAAGCAAGGUGCUUUCUACCCAUCAAGCUGAGAGGUCCAAUCAGAUUAAAAUUGAACAGAUUAAAUUUGAUAAAUAUAUUCUGAGAAAACAGCCAGGUUUUCAUUGUAAUUUAAAUAACACUUCUUCAGAUUCUAGACCCUCGGAGGAGAGUGAUCUGUUCACAGAUACCACCACCAACAUCCUUUCCACCACCACUUCUCCUGUGGAAUCAGAUAUAUUGACCCAAACAGAUAAGGAGUUGGCUUUGCAUGAGAGGAGCAGCUCUGUUUCCACCAUUGACACUGCCCGAUUGAUCCAUGCUUUUGGCCAUGAAAGAGUUUGUCUGUCACCCAGGCGAACUAAACUAUACAGCAGCAUCACUGACCAUCAGAGGAGAUACCUUGAGAAGCACAGCAAGAAAUACAAGAAAGCACUGAAUACAGGUUAUCCCCAAAUUACUUCCGAGCACACCAGAAGGAAGCACAUCCAGGUGACAGACCAUAUUUCUUCUGACUCUGUUUCAUCUUCUACCAGUAGUUUCUGGAACUCGACCUCUACCUUUUGCAUCAAGCAAAAUGUACAUAUGUUAAACAAGGGUGUCCAAGCAGAAGAAUUAAGGAAGAACAAGCAGAGUUGCUGUGAAGGAGUUUCAUGGUUUGUUCCUGUGGAAAAUGUGAAGUCUGUUCCUAAGAAGGAAAACCUGCCCAUGCUUCACGGCCCUGGUGUCGCCUGGUUUGCACCCAUCACCAGUACCAAACCCUGGAGGGAGCCACUACGGGAGCAGAACUGGCAGGGACAGCCCAUGGACAGCCCCAGCUCACUAGCAGGCCUGGGCAGAGAGCCACCGAAGCCAUUUGUGAGAGUGACCCUGCAGGAAUCACUUCACCUUCACAGACCUGACUUCAUCUCCCGCUCCGGGGAACGGAUAAAGCGCCUGAAGUUAAUAGUCCAGGAGAGGAAGAUGCAGAACAUGCUGCAGAGCGAGCGGGACGCACUGUUCAACACUGGGCGGGAAUGGCAGGGCUGCCGGGGCCCCGUGCACCCCCUGCUCCCUAAGAGAGGCUUCCUGGCUGCCCAAAAGAAAAGGCCUAUUGGAAAGAAGGAAAUGAUUCAGAGAUCUAAACGGAUUUAUGAGCAGCUUCCAGAAGUCCAGAAAAAGAGAGAAGAGGAAAAGAGGAGAUCGGAAUAUAAGUCAUACCGGCUGCGAGCCCAGCUGUACAAGAAGAAAGUGGCCAAUCAACUCUUGGGGAGAAAAGUUCCUUGGGACUGACAUCAUACGAGUAUUUUCCUCAGAGCCUUGGAAUUAUAUUUUAUCAGCCUGGAGGAGCACAGUCUUUACUUUUAUGAGUCUGGUUUAAUAAAACUUAGCCUGUUGUCCAUGUGUAA